AAACCGCAUCCCGUUUAACUUCAGCCCUUUUGUAAAAAACAAACCCUAACUACUCGUCUACGCUCUCCUCUAGUUCCCUCCAUCAGACGACGCCGGCGACUGCCACUCACCACGCUGGCGACUGCCACUCCGAUCACAUCAGCCGCACUCGCCCUCCGUUUUGGUUCUCAGUUUAAAGAAAUUGGAUGUAUCGUAACGUCUUGUCUCCCGUUGGUGUUCAUGCUUCCUAGGAAGUGGGUAUCAUCAAAUAAUUAUUCAAUUAGAGGAUUAGUGGAAAAUGACACUCAAGAUCAAUAAAGGUUUAUUUGAAUGGCUUGUGUGAUGCCAUUUGGCUUAUUGUUGCUCCUAGCACUUUCACGAGGCAGGUUAAGGAUAUUGACUAAUUCUGUGGAUGCCAAUUUGCUCAUUCCCUGUGGAAUGCUUGAGUCUGUUCGGGUGGCUAAAGGCAGAGGUUGCAGGGCUACUGAUUGUGGAGGUGCUUCCAGUGUUAAGACGCAGCUGGGUGAGAGGUGUGAGGCCUUAACGCCUUGGAAGUACCCAAGGUCAUUUGGUUUUGCCAUGGAUUCUAGCACCAGUGGUGGCAGUUAUCACACACAGCCCAAAUGGAGAAAAGUGGCAUAUGGAGGUAUGCAGCCUGGGUUUGAUGACAACCACACUGACGAGUCUUUUCUUGAAGAUAUUGUCAUGAAUGCCAAUGUCGUCAAGAGAGAUAUCCUAAAGGUGAUGCUGGACUCUGUUUCCAUAUCCGAAUAUCUGUGCAUUGUCACCCUUGUUGGCUUGGUUUGGACAUACACACUUAGAUCAACUCUUGAUGAGAAUUCCCUCUUAUUUCUUGACAUUGGUCUUCUUGGUUCAGGAUUCUUAAUUCUUCUUUUCACUGAAGGCUCACUCUCAUUGAGCCUUCUCUUACACUAUAUUCUUAAUAUAUCCUAUUUCACAACUGGGUUGUAUGUCUUGGCCCCCAUAUAUCAAACUCUAACUAGAUCCAUUAGCUCAGAUUCCAUAUGGGCAUUGUCAGUUUCACUUAUUAUCCUCCAUCUUUUCCUACAUGAUUACUCAGGUUCCACUGUUAGGGCUCCAGGGGAUGUUAAGAAUCCAAGCUUAACCAGUUGUAUUUCUUUGAAUGCUUCUAUUGUGGCCUCUGUUCUUAUUGCUUCACGUCUUCCAUCUCGGUCACAUGUGUUUGCCAUAAUGUUGUUCUCUUUGCAAGUUUUCCUUUUUGCUCCACUGGUUUUUUAUUCUAUUAAGAAGUUUUCUCUUCAUCUUCAUCUCUUAUUUUCUUUCUGUUUAGUAACAAUUACUUUGGUUUACGUUUAUUUCUUACACCAGCUAUUUUUUAUUUUGUUGGCUAGUCUUUUGAUUUUUGUAACCAUAGUUUGUCCUUAUUGGCUCAUACGAAUCCAGGAAUUUAAGUUUGAGAUCAAUGGUCCCUGGGAUGAGGCCAAGCUUUGUUUUGAUAUUAGAGACUGAGAUUAUCUUUGUUUUGUAUAGAAAGAUUAGUUCGAUGAAGGUCAAAUUGAAAUUAUAUUUUGAAUGUUUAUAGUUAAAAAUUCGUGAGUUUGGAAUUAGAUUCAUCCAAUCUUUGAUGACAAUUUUAUAGACAUAUUGGAUUGAGUUUCA
Messenger RNA from Cucumis sativus (cucumber), 1620 nucleotides. RefSeq names its product phosphatidylinositol N-acetylglucosaminyltransferase subunit C. Bases 310 to 1470 code for a protein of 386 amino acids. Lineage: Eukaryota; Viridiplantae; Streptophyta; Magnoliopsida; Cucurbitales; Cucurbitaceae. Gene Ontology annotation, cellular component: glycosylphosphatidylinositol-N-acetylglucosaminyltransferase (GPI-GnT) complex; membrane. The transcript has 4 exons. Gene Ontology annotation, biological process: GPI anchor biosynthetic process. The record is from RefSeq and is a predicted model, not a curated record.